Jatropha curcas is the source of this 1689-nucleotide messenger RNA. Its product is annotated as LEM3 (ligand-effect modulator 3) family protein / CDC50 family protein. Gene Ontology annotation, cellular component: endoplasmic reticulum; plasma membrane; Golgi apparatus. NCBI's taxonomy places the organism in Eukaryota, Viridiplantae, Streptophyta, Magnoliopsida, Malpighiales, Euphorbiaceae. The record is from RefSeq and is a predicted model, not a curated record.
CAGAGAGAAAAGUAUAUUAUGAAAUCGCAUAUUCUAAAUUUCUUGACUCAAGCAAUCCCUCGCUUCCUUCUCCUUCGAAUCACAAACCCUAACAACUUUUCUCCCCUACCUACCUUCCCAUUCCUCCUUUUCAAGUCGUUUAAUUUUCGUCAUUUUCAAGUGGGUGUUCCAGUCUACAAUUCAUCGGAAUGGGAAAUGACAUUAGCUACCUGAUCUUUUAGAUGCUUCUCAUAUAAAUAAAGUAAAUUUCUCAGGUGAUUAUUGUUGGACGUCAAGGGGUUGUUCUCAAAGGAUUUGGAUUUUUGCUUCCUGUUAUUACUGAAUUUUGGGAUUAAUGGAUGGGGAUGGGGGGAGUACCUCAUCGGAUUCUACAGUAAUUCGAUCAAUUCCAAUAGGACCAACACUUUCUAGGAGAUCCAAAGCUUUGCGUCAGUUCAAACAGCAAAGUCUUCCAGCUUGUAAACCUGUCUUGACACCGGCAUGGGUCAUUACUACAUUUUUGUUGCUAGGUUUUGUUUUCAUUCCUAUUGGACUUGUCACUCUCCGUGCUUCACGUGGUGUUGUCGAAAUUGUGGACAGAUAUGAUGCAGAUUGUGUACCUGAGCCAUUUAAAGGCAACAAAGUGUCAUAUAUCAAGGAUACUUCGGUUCCCAAAAAUUGCACUCGUAUUUUGAAGGUACCCAAGUAUAUGAAAGCUCCAAUCUACAUAUAUUAUCAGCUUGAUAAUUACUACCAAAAUCACCGAAGGUAUGUCAAAAGUAGAAGUGAUCAGCAACUCUUACAUGGACUGGAGUACAAUGACACAAGUUCCUGUAAACCUGAAGAGUCCAACAAUGGUCUUCCUAUUGUCCCUUGUGGGUUGAUAGCAUGGAGUUUGUUCAAUGACACAUACACAUUUAUUCGUGGGAAAUCAGAACUGAUGAUCAAUAGGAAGAACAUUGCUUGGAAGAGUGAUCGGAACCACAAAUUUGGGAAGCAUGUUUAUCCCUUCAAUUUUCAGAAUGGGACAUUGAUUGGUGGUGGAAAACUAGAUCCAAAAAUCCCUCUAAGCAAUCAAGAGGAUCUUAUUGUCUGGAUGCGUACUGCUGCUCUUCCUAGCUUCCGAAAGUUGUAUGGAAGAAUUGAAGAGGAUUUGGAUGCAGAUGAUCUUAUAUUUGUUUACCUGAUGAACAAUUACAAUACAUACAGCUUUGGAGGGAAGAAGAAGCUUGUUAUUUCAACAUCAACCUGGUUGGGAGGAAAGAACGACUUCCUUGGUGUUGCCUACAUCUUUGUUGGUUCUUCUGCCAUAAUCCUCUCACUUGUUUUCUUAUUGCUUCAUGUGAAAAAUCCAAGGCCAUAUGGAGACAUAACAUACUUAUCCUGGAACAGAAAAGGAAUUUCUAGUUGAAAAGUUGAUGUGCAAAAUUCAAGUUAUUUAUUAUGAUUCUGGUUGAUCCUAUAGAUUCGUGUAAAUCUCGAAAUUGCCGGAGUAAUGUCAAAAUACAUCAAGCCAGAGACGGUGGAUUUUUUAUUUUUUAUUAUUUUAUUUAUUAUUAUUAUUAUUUUUUUGUGAUCUGCUUAAGAAGAAUCAUGUUGUAUUUUACCAUAAAUAUUAGCUCAGUAGGAGUAGAUUAGGCAACUGAUCUUGGUCGAAUAUCCAUAUUAAUUGAUUAUAUAUAUAUAUAUAUGGGAAAUUGAUUUAUUUUA